This is a messenger RNA of Aspergillus thermomutatus, 1896 nucleotides long. RefSeq names its product DNA cytosine methyltransferase. Gene Ontology annotation, cellular component: nucleus. The transcript has 2 exons. Bases 1 to 1896 code for a protein of 631 amino acids. NCBI's taxonomy places the organism in Eukaryota, Fungi, Ascomycota, Eurotiomycetes, Eurotiales, Aspergillaceae. Gene Ontology annotation, molecular function: methyltransferase activity. The record is from RefSeq and is a predicted model, not a curated record.
AUGAACAGUUCUACAAACGAUUCGUUUCAUUCCCAGGAGCUUCCCCAACCUUCAGAGCCCAUAUACGUCGAUGAUAGUGAUAAUUCUGGCGUCUGUGACACCGACAGCGACACUGACAGCAGUGUAACUAUCGAUAACGACCCCGAUCGAUCAUUUUUCCUUGAUGACGAACAAUCUUACCCUGGAAGCAGCCGACGCACCCCAACACCUUUCCCCUUGGGACCUCAAAGUCACCAAGAAAUCAUAGAUCUUACCUCGGGCCCUGAGCUACUGGUGGUAGAAGGCGACUAUCUCACAGACGAAUGCUUCGAGCGGCUUCUGCAAGACUGGGACCGACCUGCACCCGCCGCCGCAGCACCUCUGCCGAUUCAAGAGGCCUCGGAACCGGAAAAGCGACCUAUCAACCACGCUUGCGUAGACGGAAUAGUCUACAAAGCUGGGCAUUCCCUUGAGCUUCACAAUGGCCUUUAUCUCAGAAUCGAAACUGUGCUUCAAGAUACUGCUGGAGAGAUCUACUUUCAAGGCCGUCACUUGAUCCGAACGAGAAAUCACAAGGGACCUUAUAUACCCAAAUGGUUCAAUGAAUUGGUCUGGAUCGUUAAUGAGUCAGCAGAAGUUCCACUGAGCAUCGUCAAGCGCUUCGUCAAUAUUCGAUUCACAAGCUGCUGCCAUGUUGAACAAGAUCUUCAGAAACGAAAGCGGCCAAAUGAUCUGUUCUGUCGAUUGAAGGAGAACCUUGACUCAGCUCAGGCAGCAAUAGAGUACCUGUCAUGCGAAGAAUCUGAUAAAGGCUUUGCAAUAGAUUCGACCACUUUACGACAGUCAUGGCGAGGUGAAACUCGUCCGUUUGGUAGUGCUGAUGCUGAUGCCAAGUCACAAUCUCCAGUCAUAGUGCUUGAUGCAGACCCUGUUAUUGAUCUUACCGAGCUCGAGAAAGAAGACGUCAGGGAGCAGAAAAAACAUCGCAAGUAUACCUUUGGCGACGGCUUCUGCGGUGCAGGAGGCGUCUCUUGUGGUGCUUGGAAGGCUGGUCUGCAUAUCAAGUGGGCAUUUGAUCAGUCCGAGCAUGCGAUUGCCACAUAUCGUUUGAACUUUGAGACUGCGCUGUGUGAACAAAGUGACAUCUUCAGUUUCUUAACAAACGAGCCAGAAUUUUUGAAAGUGGACGUCAGCCAUGGUUCUCCUCCGUGCCAGACGUUUUCGCCAGCACAUACGAUCAACAGUGUGAACGAUGAUGCCAAUUCGGCGUGCAUCUUUUCCUGUGCGGACAUGAUUAAGAAGUCGAAGCCGAGAGUUCACACGAUGGAAGAGACCAGUGGACUUUUUGAUCGGCACAGGGAGACUUUUCACCGAGUCAUCCAGGACUUUAUCGAGAUAGGGUACUCUGUUCGUUGGAGAAUCUUGAAUUGCAUGGACUAUGGGGUGCCGCAAUCACGAAAAAGGCUCAUCAUCAUUGCUUCCGGACCAGGCGAAGUGUUGCCACCGUUUCCAAAGCCUACCCAUGGACUGCCAGGAUCUGGGCUUUCCGACUACACAACAAUCGACCAGAUGAUAUCCAACAUCCCCCCAGAUGCCCUGGACCAUGAUGUCGAAGGUGCGAGGAGCCGAGGACUGCGGAAUGGAACAAGAGCCCCCUUCGACGCGAAUCAGCAGGCAAAAACCGUGACUUGCAGUGGCGGCGAGAACAAUUACCAUCCAUCUGGCACACGGGGCUUUACAAACCGCGAAUUCGCCUGUUUGCAGACGUUUCCUUUGGACCAUCGGUUUGGAGCACGAGAAGUUCGGAAGCAAAUCGGCAAUGCCGUCCCUCCUGCGCUGUCCAAAGCGAUUUACCGUGAGAUCAUCAAGUCGUUGCAGCGUACAGACGAGCAAGAAUUCAGAGCUGGAGAUUCGUGA